Molecule: messenger RNA, 1779 nt
Organism: Lasiodiplodia theobromae
Lineage: Eukaryota; Fungi; Ascomycota; Dothideomycetes; Botryosphaeriales; Botryosphaeriaceae
Product: CMGC/CDK protein kinase
Exons: 7
Coding region: 1-1779 (592 amino acids)
Biological process (GO): peptidyl-serine phosphorylation; peptidyl-threonine phosphorylation
Molecular function (GO): protein serine/threonine kinase activity; ATP binding
Source: RefSeq, a predicted model, not a curated record
AUGAUUUGCUUGGAUCUUAUCUUUUGGGGGAAUAGAGAUGGAGAUCGCCAGACCCAGACAGAUGCGACAACAACUGAUAACGCCUCACGUCCCGAUCAGUCGACUGCCGAAAACCAGAUGCACGAGAGAAAUAGAGAUGGAGACCACCAAAUCCAAACAGAUGCGACAACGACUGAUAACGCCUCACAUCCCGGUCAGUCGACUGCCGAAAACCAGAUGCACGAGAGAAAUAGAGAUGGAGAUCACCAAACCCAAACAGAUGCGACAACAACUGAUAACGCCUCACAGACCGAUCAGUCGACUACAGAGCAGCAGAUAUGCGAGAAACUACGAACAGAGCUUCAAGAAGCAAGGAUCGAAUAUCCGCCAGAGUCGCACCAUUUCUUUGUCCCUGAUAGCGCCAAGGAUUCCAUCAUCACUGCAGAGGUUAUCGCUAGCGAGAUACUUGCGGCGGAGCCCUCUUUGGGAUGCGAUAAUGCAAAAAAGCAAGCAAAUCAGCGUAAAGGUGGAGAAGAAAUCAAAGCCUUGGAUGAUUGGAAGCCCGCUGACCUAGAAUCAUUGGGCCGAAAGCAGUGGCACAUGCUUUCUCCUAUCUUCAACGACGAGAUGGAGCACUACAAUCUUCAUCAAAACACUAUUCUUCCUUUCGUCACCAUUGAGGAGGAUACUGCAGAGAGCAUCAUCAAAAGCGGGGGUGGAUACAGCGACGUUUUUGUCACUCAUAUCCAUACCUCGCACCACAGGUUUUAUAAGGACUCGGAGCCAGAAGAUGAAGGUGACAGGAUCGCAAUCAAACGACUACACAAUCACGAUGAGGCGGAAUUUCAAAAAGAAAGAAGCAUUCACGUAAUAUUGGGGAGAAAAAGGAUCACAAGCCCACACCUCGUCAAACUCCUGGCAACGUACGAGUACAAGGACAAAUACCACUUCAUCUUUCCAAGAGCAAACUGCAACUUACGCAAAUACUGGGCCAAAACCCCGGCGCCUCCCUUCACCGCGAAGACCCUUCUUUGGUCGAUAAAGCAAAUGGUGGGCAUUGCAACAGCUCUGAACAUCAUUCACAAUUUCCGUACGACUGUACCCUUGGAUGGCAAGCGGGGCUUCACCCCCACUGGCGAUGUGAAAUUCAGUGUGGAAGAAGGCGAACAGCUGUACGGGCGACACGGCGAUAUCAAGCCGGAAAACAUUCUGUGGUUCGAGCGCUUACCCCAGCACCAGCGCCAGGACCAGAAUGGAAACAACUUCAUCGACGAUGAUGAAGGAGGUAUCCUUCAGAUCACCGAUUUCGGUCUGGGCCGGUUCCAUGGACGUGAUUCGAAGACGGAGCAGCAGCCGAACGGUGUCUUCGGCUCGCCGACGUACGAGCCACCCGAAUGCAAGCUACGCCGACCAGUCUCGCGCCUGUACGAUCUCUGGAGUCUCGGGUGCCUCUACCUUGAGUUCGCAACCUGGCUCCUCAAGGGUGAUGAUGCCAUAAACGAGUUCUCCGACCACCGAGCAUGUCAAUCAAGCAUAGACCCUCGGUUGAGCGAUGACUACUUCUUCAAGGUGGUUAGGGAUGAGCCCGUGAUGGAUGCUGUUGUUCGUGAUGGUGUGAAAGAUUGGGCACAGAGCCUUCAUGCAGAUGAGAAAUGCUCCGAGUUCAUCCAUGACCUUGUGGACCUUGUCAUGAAAGACCUCCUACUUAUCGACGCCAAAGACCGGAUCAAAACGCCUGCGCUCUCCGUGUCCAAGGCCAGUGGAAUCCAAUACGCCUACCGAACCCAAACCUUUCAAUGA